Lactuca virosa is the source of this 1410-nucleotide messenger RNA. NCBI's taxonomy places the organism in Eukaryota, Viridiplantae, Streptophyta, Magnoliopsida, Asterales, Asteraceae. The record is from the annotation of a GenBank genome assembly.
AUGCAUUAUUAUACUAAGCCAACACCAGCAGUAAUAGCAGAAGCAGCUCCUCCAUCUCGACUGAGUCAUUGGUCAAACAUCAUGACAAAGCUCAGGAAGCUCAAUCGUCCUACAGGUCAUCGAAUCUCCAUGCUCAGGACCAUGGUCUCUCAGUUGGUGAAGCAUGAACGAAUAGAAACUACUGCUGCCAAGGCCAAAGAAGUCCGCCGUCUUGCUGAUAACAUGGUGCAGCUUGGUAAAGAGGGUACCCUUUGUGCUGCCAGGCGUGCUGCUGCCUUUGUGCGAGGGGAUGAUGUCAUUCACAAACUAUUUACAGAGCUGGCUUACCGAUACAAAGAUAGGGCAGGAGGAUAUACAAGAGUACUUAGAACUCGUAUAAGAGUUGGUGAUGCUGCACCAAUGGCACAUAUAGAGUUUAUAGAUAGGGAGAAUGAGCUUAGGCAGUCGAAACCCCCAGCUCCACAACCACCUCAAAGGCCAGCAUUGGAUCCAUGGACAAGAUCUCAGCUUAGCAGGAGUUUUGCACCUCCUAAAGAUGUACGCAUUGCUGAGUAUAACAAUGUUCGCAGUCAACUCAAUGCAAUUAACAUAAAGCAGACUGGAAGCUUAGCUGUUUGUGAUCUGUCCAAUUUAGUGGCACCAGAGGAUCUUGUGACUUCAGAACAUUUGGUCACUCUCAUUGCUGUUGUCCCCAAGUUUUCACAGAAGGAUUGGUUGUCAAGUUAUGAGACACUGACCACUUAUGUGGUCCCCAGAUCCUCCAAGAACUUACAUGAGGACAAUGAGUAUGCUAUCUAUACUGUGACAUUAUUCGUGCGUGAUGCUGACAAUUUUCGAACCAAGGCACGCGAAAGAGGGUUUCAAAUUCGCGAUUUUGAAUAUAAUUCAGAAACUCAAGAGAGUCGAAAGCAGGAGCUUGAAAAACUGAUUGAAGACCAGGAAUCCCUGAGAAACUCUCUUUUGAAUUGGUGUUAUACAAGUUAUGGGGAGGUUUUCACUUCCUGGAUGCACUUUUGUGUUGUACGUUUGUUUGCUGAGAGCAUUUUGAGAUACGGAUUGCCACCUUCAUUUCUGUCUGUUGUGCUGUCACCAUCGGUCAAGAGUGAGAAGAAAGUAGGUUCCAUCCUUGAAACUCUAUGCAGCAGUUCAAACAGCACGUUCUGGAAAACAGAAGAUGAUGGAGGAAUGGGCAGCUUGGGUGGUGAUGCUGACACUCAUCCUUAUGUCUCCUUCACCAUUAAUCUUAUAUGAGCCUUGUGUUGUCACCAGUCUUUCUCGGUUUCAACUCAAUAAUCUCUUCUGUAUUUUAAGCUGUAUUAAUUCACUCAUGAGUUUUGCUUCAUCCCGACCCUAUUUUUUUUUUAUUGUUAAUUGUUUUAGGAAGAUGCGAAACGGGCACCCGGUUAUCCG